This is a messenger RNA of Budorcas taxicolor (takin), 1671 nucleotides long. It is a transcript of the gene SLC22A12, whose product is annotated as solute carrier family 22 member 12. Gene Ontology annotation, molecular function: transmembrane transporter activity. Lineage: Eukaryota; Metazoa; Chordata; Mammalia; Artiodactyla; Bovidae. The record is from RefSeq and is a predicted model, not a curated record. Gene Ontology annotation, biological process: transmembrane transport.
AUGGCUUUUUCUGAACUCCUGGACCGAGUGGGCAGCCGGGGCCGGUUCCAGGUUCUCCAGAUGGGGGACCUGGUGGUCCCCAUCAUGUGGCUUGGCCCUCAGAACAUACUGGAGAACUUCUCAGCCGCCGUGCCCAGCCACUGCUGCUGGGUGCCCCUCCUGGACAACAGCACGGCCCAGGCCAGUGUCCCCGCGGCGCCGGACCCCCAGGCUCUCCUGGCCGUCUCCAUCCCACCAGGCCCCAACCGUGGGCCCCUCCAGUGUCGCUGCUUCCGCCACCCACAGUGGCAGCUCCUGGACCCCAACGCCACGGCCACCAACUGGAGUGAGGCCAACACGGAGCUAUGCGUGGAUGGCUGGGUCUGUGACCGCAGCACCUUCACCUCCCCCAUCGUGACCGAGUGGGACCUGGUGUGUGACGCUCGGGCCCUGAAGCCCAUGGAGCCGUCCAUCUACUUGGCCGGGAACCUGGUGGGAGCGGCUGUGUGCGGCCAAGUACCUGACAGGUUUGGGCACCGGAGGGUGCUGACCUGGAACCACCUUCAGGGGGCCGUGGCAGGCAUGGUGGCUGCCUUUGCCCCCACCUUCUUCAUGUACUGCCUCUUCCACUUCCUGCUGGCCUUCGCUGUGGUGGGCACCAUGCUGAACACCAUCAUUCUCCAGUGGAUGUCAGCACAAGCCCGCGUCUUGGUGAUGACUCUGAACUCCCUGGGCUACACCUUCGGCCACGUCCUCCUGGCUGCGGUGGCCUACGACGACUGGACGCUGCUGCAGCCGGCUGUCUCCAUUCCCUACUUCCUCUGCUUUGUGUACUCCUGGUGGCUGGCAGAAUCGGCACGAUGGCUCCUCAUUAUGGGCAGGCCGGAGCGGGGCCUGUGGGAGCUACAGAAGGUGGCCACCGUCAACGGGAAGAGGGCAGUGGGGGAUGUGCUGACCGUCAAGGUCUUGCGCUCAGCCAUGCAGGAAGAGCUGAGUGUGAGCCAGACUCCUGGAAGCCUGGUCGCUCUGCUCUGCACUCCUGGCCUGGGCCUCCGGACCUGUGUCUUCACCCUGUUUGCCCUUGGUUUCACCUUCUACGGCCUGAUCCUGGACCUGCAGGCCCUAGGCAGCAACAUCUUCCUGCUCCAAGCCUUUACUGUGGUCACGGACAUCCCAGCCAAGGUCGGCACCCUGCUGCUGCGGGGCCACCUGAUUCUGGUGCUGGCGGGCCUCUGCAUCCUAGCCAACACGCUGGUGCCCCACGAGAUGGAGGCCCUGUGCUCAGCCCUCGCCGUGUUGGGGCUCAGGGGAGUGGGGGCUGCCUUCACCUGCUUCCCCAUCUAUACCGCCUAGCUCUUCCCCACUGUGCUCAGGAUGACCGCAGGGGGCCUGUGCCAGAUGGCCACCCGAGCAGGAGCCAUCCUGGGGCCUCUGGUCCGGCUGCUGCGUGUCUGUGGCGCCUCCCUGCCCCUGCUGGCAUGCGGGGUGGUACCCGUGCUGAGCGGCCUGGCUGCGCUACUGGUGCUGCCCAAGCCCCAGAGCCUGCCGCUGCCUGACACCAUCCAAGACCUGCAGAGGCACCAGGCCUGCAGCUCACCCGGGAGGGUGUGUGAGGAGGGGCAGCGCCGGCCACACAGGCUCCACAUCCACUGCCAGGAGGAGGGCCUCUUGCCCAAAGAGCCCCCGCGCUAG